AUGGUGGUAGUAGUGCUUAUGGAGGUGAUCUUGCUAUUUGGUGGAUGUGCGCGCUCAGCACGCUAUGUCGCCGAACAGUGCAUCAGCGUCGGUGGACACACCGAUCUCUCGGUGCCAACUUAUCCUUCGGUGACGGGGACGUGGGCGUUGACCCCUCCGAGUCGCCAAUGUAGACCGCCGAAUCAUCAGCGCUGGCCGGAGUCAGCGGCCUCUCGCAAGUGGCUCCAAUCUCCGAAAUGGGUAUGGAAAGCGCUCUCGGACCGCCUCGACGCACUGUCCGCGAGCUACAACACCGCCGCCCUGCUCAUCGUGGAGAUGUCCAGCAGCGAGACAGUGCAGGAGUUCCUGUUGUUCAUCCUCGGCAUUCAGGAGGUGGCCAACACAGUGGAGACCUUGGGAGCCGUGCACAAGUGCAAUUUGCACGCCAUAUCCAUUGCAUUGCUGGUGCUCAUCUCGCGAGUUAGUGGCAUCAACAAUCUGCUGGAGUAUGCCCAGAAGAUUGUCGAUGCGCGACGCGAGGAGGCCACGUACUUUCUUCCGCCGCUGCUGGAGUUCAAGAAGGUCGCAACGAAGAGCCUGAAUCUGUCGCUUCCACACCUGGCAAUCGACAAGUUGGCGCUGGGCGAGUGUCUGCAAAAUGCUGGUAUGGAUGCCCAACGUCUCAAUACAGGGGCUCCCUAUACGCUCAACCAGACGGAAAAUCCCGGCCAUCGCCAUUCCUGGGUGGAGUCGGUGAGCUCCCACUUGACGCAGCGCAACAGCUCGGCGGAUCUGACGGUCUACAAUGGGGAUGUGGACAGUGUGAACAGCUCGCCUGGCCAGUGCAAGAAGAUACUGGCGCCCGAGUUCAAUUUCGACGCGAUGAAGCGGGCCCUGGCCGAGCCAACGAAGGCCGCCAAGCGGGAGCAGCGCGAGCGGCAAAUGCAGAUCGUACGCACCUUCCGCGAGGGCGAGUUCGAUGAUCUUGUGAGACGCACAGAACCGAAGCACGAUCUCAUCCAAAACCGCCUCAACGAGCUGUUCAACUUUCUGGCUGUGGAGCGUCAGAUAACGCAAAGCGAUAGCAAGGUGGCCCAGCUGCAGGACAGCAACGAGAAGCCCAUCUACGAGACAAACUUUCCAGAAUUAUUCUAUUACUAAUCUGUAUUACUGUGAAUCGCCUCCGGCAAAGCGAAUGUUCUGUACUCAAUUUAUGCAUAUGAUGGUAGCUAUGAAAGCGAAUUGGUUUGGUGUCAGUAGAUAAAUUUAAUUAAAUUUCCCGUUGUUAAAUGAAAACAAUUCAAUUGUCCCCCAAAUAUGUAUGUAGUAUGUCCUAUGCAUUAGUUGUUAUACAAAUACAAUAUAUACCUAUUGUAUGUCGAUAAAAAUUGUCUAUUUAAAAAAUAGGAAGUUGUACAAAAAAUUGUUGUGGCUUGUCCUCAUCAUCAAGUAAACCGAAAAAUACGUGCUGCAAACAAAUGCCUGCUGUGGAAGGGGCCGGACGCAAUCCUUUCGUCAGGUUCCUGCUGCACUUCAAGAGAAA
Messenger RNA from Drosophila miranda, 1522 nucleotides. Its product is annotated as protein EFR3 homolog cmp44E-like. Gene Ontology annotation, cellular component: plasma membrane. Gene Ontology annotation, biological process: protein localization to plasma membrane. The record is from RefSeq and is a predicted model, not a curated record. The transcript has 4 exons. Lineage: Eukaryota; Metazoa; Arthropoda; Insecta; Diptera; Drosophilidae. The coding region runs from base 1 to 1140 and encodes 379 amino acids.